AUGGCAAGAAUCAAGGUUCACGAGUUGAGGCAGAAAGCCAAAGCUGAUCUUUUGAGUCAGCUCAAAGAUCUCAAGGCCGAACUCGCUUUGCUCCGUGUUGCUAAGGUCACCGGUGGUGCACCCAACAAGCUCUCCAAGAUCAAGGUGGUAAGGCUGUCGAUUGCUCAGGUUUUGACAGUGAUUUCUCAGAAGCAGAAGGCUGCAUUGAGGGAAGUUUACAAGAACAAGAAGUAUUUGCCACUUGAUCUCCGCCCUAAGAAGACCAGGGCUAUUCGCCGAAGGCUCACCAAGCACCAGGCAUCUCUGAAGACCGAGAGGGAGAAGAAGAAAGAGACAUACUUCCCAUUGAGGAAGUAUGCCAUCAAAGCCUAA
This is a messenger RNA of Lathyrus sativus (Indian pea), 372 nucleotides long. The record is from the annotation of a GenBank genome assembly. Lineage: Eukaryota; Viridiplantae; Streptophyta; Magnoliopsida; Fabales; Fabaceae.